AUGUUCUUGAAACGAUGGAUUUUGGCAUUGACAACUGUUCAAGCAUGCUGGGACGAUGCAGACGGACGUUUUGACAAGCGCAUGGCAGAUUAUUAUCACCGCCAACGUCUACACGAGCGAGCAUUCCCUGGGUCGCAGGUGCCCGACGGCUCGGAAGUUUUGAGGCCACUUGUUUGGGGUGACUUGAAUUUUAUACAUGUCACCGAUACGCAUGGAUGGCUAACCGGGCACCCGACUGAAGAAUACUCUUCAGGUGACUGGGGCGACUUGGUGUCGUUUAGCGAGCAUAUGCAAGCUGAAGCGGACGCCAAGGGCGUUGAUUUGGUGGUCAUUGAAACCGGUGAUCGCCAUGAGGGUGAUGGUCUCGCAAGCGCUACAAAGGUAGAUGGCUCUUUAUCUCAAUUUGUUUUCGCCCAAGCCAAGUUCGACGUACUUUCUGUCGGCAACCACGAGCUCUACAAGAACGAGUACGCUCUUCAGGAAUACAAUACUCUUCGACCAUUUUACGGCCAAGCUUAUCUUUCUUCAAAUGUCGAGUACUAUAUCAACGAUACGUGGGUUCCGGCUGGCAACUAUUAUCGUGUAUUUACAACCAAGAAUCUUGGAAAACGAAUCCUUGCGUUUGGCUUUAUUUUCAACUUUGACAAGUACGACAAUGGCACUCGUGUUGUGAAGGUUGAAGAUGCUGUUCAAAGGCAAUGGUUUAAGGAUGCUCUCACCAAGGAAGACUACGAUGUUGUUUUGGUUACUGGCCACAAUCCAGUUCGGGGCUACGCCGAGUUUGAUGCUAUCGUUGAUGCAGUUCGUGAAAUCAACAGCACUGUUCCAAUUCAAGGUUUUGGAGGACACACACAUGUCAGAGACUAUCGGGUAUUUGACUCUCGGGCCGUUGCAUUGGAAUCUGGCAAGUACUUGGACACCAUUGGCUGGGCAAGUGUCAAGUUUGAUAGCGAAGGACUUAACGGAACAGAUAUCUCUUUUACCAGACGAUACAUUGACUUUAAUCCCCAAAAUCUUGCUAGGCAUCUCAAUCGGUCAAUUACUACCUUUACAACUGACAGAGGUGCUGCAGUGUCUCAACAGAUUCGAGAGUACCGUAAAGAUCUUAAGCUUGAUAAGGUUCUCGCCCAGGUUCCUCAAGACUACUUUCUUGAUUAUGCUCCGUAUCCUGGUCCUAAUUCGCUUGUAUCUCUGACCGAGGAACAAAUCUUGCCUCUUCUCAAAGGUAAGCAUCACCACCGACCUCACCUCACGAUCUUCGGAACCAAUUUGCUUCGCUAUGAUUUGCGUAAAGGUAAUUUUAUCGAGGAUUCAAAAUAUAUGGUGGAUCCAUACCGUACCAAUUGGGUUUAUGUCAAGGAUGUUCCUGUACGCAUAGCCAGUUCACUUUCGGACAGCUUGAACAAGAAGAAGGUAGCAAAACGACAUGUCGAAACCUCAACAAUCCCUACUCUUGGAACUGCGCAAUCAACAUAUCUCCCUACUGUGGCUACAGCUGCCCCUAAUAUUUCUGCAAACUAUGGGUAUGCUACUAUUGAUGAUUUUGGUUCUGAUGGAGAUGACACUCGCCAUCAAGCGCUUCCAGUGUACGAUUUCCCACCGUACAUUACACAUGCCGCCAACAUUGAUAGCUCUACGACUAGUGUGGAUGUGGUAUUUCUGGAAAAGAAUCAGAAGGAUAUUUUGAAAAAGCUACGGAAAGCCGGUGUGAACGCCGAGCCUGAACCGUACGGAGGCCAGUCAAUACAGGACCUCUUUGAAAAGUACUUUGUGGAUCGUCACAGUUAG
This is a messenger RNA of Wickerhamiella sorbophila, 1788 nucleotides long. RefSeq lists its product as hypothetical. Gene Ontology annotation, biological process: nucleotide catabolic process. The record is from RefSeq and is a predicted model, not a curated record. Gene Ontology annotation, cellular component: cytosol. The transcript has a single exon. Bases 1 to 1788 code for a protein of 595 amino acids. Gene Ontology annotation, molecular function: hydrolase activity. Lineage: Eukaryota; Fungi; Ascomycota; Dipodascomycetes; Dipodascales; Trichomonascaceae.